AUGGAUCUCAUGGAGUGGGGCAACAUGGGCAGUGGCUGCGAAGAUGAAAACUGUGGCCACGCAUCUGGCUUCCCUGAGGACUGCUUGGACCAAGAGUGCCACUCGGAGGAACCUGUGUUCGGAUUGAUUGAGUUAGUGUGUGUGACUGUCAUUUACAUUCCACUGAUGCUCUUCGGCCUUCUGGGAAACACACUGACAAUUCUGGUGGUUUGGCUCCGCCCUCACAUGAGAAGCUCCACCUACCUCUACCUGAGCAGCAUGGCUGUCAGUGAUCUGUUGAUACUCCUGCUGCUGCCUCUGGAUGUGUAUAAGCUCUGGAAGCCCAGACCCUGGCCUUUGGGAGACCUUGCCUGCAAGCUGACAAUGUUCCUCUCAGAGUGCUGCACCUUCUGCACCAUCCUCCACAUCACCUUCCUCUCCCUGGAGAGGUACCUGGCGGUCUGCUGGCCGUUCACGGCCAAGACCCUGCUGACACGUCGCAGAACACGGGCUCUCAUCGGUUGCCUCUGGCUGGGCGCGGCCGUCAGCGCGGCACCGGUGUUGGUCAUGGUUGGAGUGGAGGAUGUCGGGGGAGAGGAGCUCGGGUUCGGUGUAUUGAGGGAGGAUGGAGGGUGGACGAGCAAGGAAGGAGAACAGGAAGGGUUUAUGAUAGGUGGAGGGCAAAGAGGAAGUGGAGACAAAGGAGGAUUAGAGGAAAAGGAGUGGGGAGAAAAACAUAAAAUGGGAUGGGGUGAAAGAGUCGGGGAGUCAAAAUGGUUUGGAGAGAAAGGGGAGAGAAAAGCGGGAAUAGAAGAAAGAGAAGAAGGAGAGAUGGAAGUUGAGGAAGAGCGGCAAAAUAAGAUGAAAGAGGAUGAGGGAGGAGGACGGGAAGAAGGCGUUGACGGGGGUGGCGAAAUUGACAAUAGAGAGUGCCGCUGCACGCACUUCGCAGUCACAUCUGGCCUGCUGUCGGCCAUGGUGGUUCUCUCCAACUUGUACUUCCUGGUGCCCCUCUGCAUCCUGGGACUGGUCUACAGCCUGAUCGGACGGACGCUGUGUCUCCGUCCACAAAGCAGACGCAGAGACCAGAGUCACCGGCACACUAUCAAAAUGCUGGGAGUGAUCGUCUUGGCGUUUGUCCUGUGCUGGCUGCCCUUCCACGUGGGUCGCACCAUUUUCUCUCUUUCAAUGGGCACCGGUUCUGACGUUUUAUACUAUCUGUCUCAGUAUUUCAACCUGGUGUCCUCCGUCCUCUUCUUCCUCAGUGCUGCCAUCAACCCUUUACUGUACAACCUGAUGUCCGCCAAGUAUCGACACGCCGUGCGCAGCCUCGUGCGCACAGACACGCAGUCCCACAGCCUGCGCACGACCACGACGCGGCACUCCACGACCACUUUAUAA
Molecule: messenger RNA, 1380 nt
Organism: Anarrhichthys ocellatus (wolf-eel)
Lineage: Eukaryota; Metazoa; Chordata; Actinopteri; Perciformes; Anarhichadidae
Product: growth hormone secretagogue receptor type 1-like
Exons: 6
Coding region: 1-1380 (459 amino acids)
Biological process (GO): hormone-mediated signaling pathway; G protein-coupled receptor signaling pathway
Cellular component (GO): plasma membrane
Molecular function (GO): growth hormone secretagogue receptor activity
Source: RefSeq, a predicted model, not a curated record